AUGGCGCUCUCCUCCCUCGCCGAUGCGCCAUCGCUCUCCAGAUCGUCCGAAUCGGGCCUUCCGCCGCUUGGACGAUCCUGGUCCCGUGCUCGUCACGACGACAGAUCGAUAGACGCGCUUUUUGAUGAAGGUCUGGUAGGGAUUGACGAGGAAAGUCCAUUGGAAUUGCCAGUGUCCACAAAGACGUCGAGUGUUACUGAAAGUACACGCACUGAUUCAGCUCAAGGCAGCCACUCUGUGAGCUCGUUUACUGUCAAAAAAGAUGAUGCUGAGAAACAGUGCUCCACUCCAACCAUGUUUCCCAGCGUGAAUCCCACUUUGAGCUCUCCGACAGAAGAAUGCAAGCCAGAGACACCACCGGAUGAGUAAGAUGGAGACUCAAACACUUCAUCCAGCGAAAAGCAUUCGAAAAUCGACACUCCUCGUUUGAUUUACAUUUUCGACAGGGAAAUCUUCAAG
This is a messenger RNA of Selaginella moellendorffii, 459 nucleotides long. RefSeq lists its product as uncharacterized. Lineage: Eukaryota; Viridiplantae; Streptophyta; Lycopodiopsida; Selaginellales; Selaginellaceae. The coding region runs from base 1 to 369 and encodes 122 amino acids. The transcript is spliced from 3 exons. The record is from RefSeq and is a predicted model, not a curated record.